This is a messenger RNA of Thrips palmi, 3374 nucleotides long. Its product is annotated as DEP domain-containing protein 1A-like. The transcript is spliced from 12 exons. Gene Ontology annotation, biological process: intracellular signal transduction. Bases 115 to 2433 code for a protein of 772 amino acids. Lineage: Eukaryota; Metazoa; Arthropoda; Insecta; Thysanoptera; Thripidae. The record is from RefSeq and is a predicted model, not a curated record.
GCCAAUCACGACGCCGUUGUCAGAUUUAAAAAUUGACAUCAACAGAGUGUGUUGUUGAUGCGUGUGCGUGGUUUAUGGUUAUUUGUUACUUGAAUCUUUGGGAAGGUAGCGACGAUGCAGAAGGAAAAUGCUCCCUUCGUGCCAUUCAGAGCAACUCGUUUGUGGGAUGAAGCGAUAAGACUCUUCACCAGUGGCAUGCCUUCGAAACGACAUCGCAGCAAUAUGAAAGUCUACGAGAAUUGUUUUACUGGUUCUGAAGCAGUCAAGUGGUUUCUGCAUGCUUUGGAAAUGAAUCCCCAUUUCAAUGCUGUCAUCACCCAAGAGAAGACUAUACAGCUGCUUAGUAAAUUAUAUGAGGAAGGUAUAUUUGUGAAAGCAAAAGGAUCUUCACGCCAGGGUUCUGACCGAUUCAAACUAAACGGCAUUUAUCAGAUGGGUGCUACUAAACCUCAAUACUCUGCACGAACACCUUUAUCAAACAAGCAGAUUGGUCUCCAUAAUCAGAAGAGUGAAAAUUGGAUUCGCAAAAGUUUUCAUAAAGAACCCUUUGCGGCAGAAUAUGAAAAUAUUCUUCAUGUCAAGAAAUCGAAUGAAAGCAAUUUCAAUAACCGUACUGCUUAUGAGAACAUGCCAAUAAUUAAGCAAAGACUGUUUGAUGCAGACUGUGACAAACAGCCAGGCAAUACUGUAAAAGUAACUUCAUCAAGUGUUCCCAUGAGAGUUGCUCAACAUCCAAUUCAGCAGUUAAAACAGUACCACCAGUCACAGGAAAAGAGGGACCAUCAGGCUCAACCCCAACUUAGUUCCCUACCUGAAACUGAUGAUCUAUGGAGGAAAGUGUUCAUUGGAAGAUUACAAUCGCUGUUGAAAGAUGUGGAUGUCUCUGGCCUGUUAUGGCCUAGUGCUGUAAUUCGUUGUCAGUGGUUGGAGCAGAACUGUUGUAUUCUCGAUGACUGUUCAAUUGCUAAGUUUCCUCCAUGGGUUGCUGCUGCUUCCAACAGACUUAUGUUAGCUCUUGCAGAUAAGAACCUGAACCGCAGUGUUGUGAAUUCUGACAUUGAAGCAGAUGUGAGUGCUCUUGAAGCAUUCUUUACCAAUCUCCAAACUCCUCUUAUUCCUGCUGAUUUGAGUGCUAUUUUCCAGAGAGUCUUUCUUCAUCUUGAAGUGACUGCAUCUUCCAUGAAGGAGGAAGAUUCACUGUCCCAUAAAUCUGUAUCAGUUUUCUCUUCAAGCAGGACUAGCAGUUUUGGCCAACCCAAUGAAGACUUCAAGUGCACCCUGCCGCCCAACACGUGCUAUGAAACUGCUUUCACAUCAGAGAGUCCCAUUACAAGAAUUGUUCCCCAGUCGUCAUUUGACACUCUGCAUUUACCUGCACGCCCUUCCUCCGCUUGCUCUUCUAUGAAACGCAAUGCAAGCGCACCAAAACUGCUUGAGACUUCUGGUCUGGAAUCUGGAGCUCCCCUCAACAAAUCGGCUGCAGAUAGAGGCUCCCUCUUCUCCCUCACCAGUGAAAAGUUCUCAACAAUUGGUGGCUCUCGUUGGCAGUCAAAGGUGAAGAAUGCUUCAAUGGGAGGGUCUCUUCAUCGCGAUAAGGUUCACACAGAGAGAUCACAGAUCAAGCACAACUGUGGUAAGCUUACUGUCAUGGAUAAAACUCCACCUCUUCCACCAAGACACUUAAGCAGGCCUCCUCCUGUCCACCGAAAUGCUUCUCAUGAAGCCAAGGGGAAACACAGCCGCAGUAACUCAGGAGGCUAUAUAAACUUAGCUCUUCAAGAUUCAUUUGAGGGAUCUGAUAUCACAAAUAAGGAAUUGGAUAUUGAUGCAGCUAUGGAAACUUUGCAAAAGCUAAUGAUUUGCAGUCAGAAAACACCUACCCAACACACUCCUCGGAAAGAUGGUGUGAAAAGUAUACAUGUAAGAUCUGCCAGCCUGUCUCAGACUCUCAAUCAUGGGGUGCACAGUGGUGUGAGCAUGCGUCGAAGCCAGUCUUGCUGGUCACAAGAUUUCAGCAAUGCAAGUCUCUCAUCCUAUCAUACGGCCAUAUCCUCAUCUUCGUCCUCCUUGGACAGUGAUAGUUCUGGCUCCAACAGUUCUCUGAACCUGACCGCGGGCUGCGAGUGGGGUUGGGAUUGGGGGUCUGGGGCAGAACAGACAGGUGUUGCUGUGUUCCAGCUUCUGAUGCUCCUGGUUAAGCCCCAAAGCCGAGCCCAGCUGCAAACUCUUCUGAAACUAAUGGGACUGUUGCCCUACCAGUGUCCUUACACCACUUUGAAGGUUUUAGACAUGUUUUCCUCAUUUGUAAUGCAAGGAGGAGAUGAGGAAGUGACCUCCCGUUUGCUGGGAUUUUUAGUUCGCCAUCAGAAGGAAAUAUUCCACUCACCUCAGGAACUAGUUGCUGAGGUUCAAAGGGAGAGGAAAGCAAAUUGAAGGCAAAGGAGAGGGGUCCCGUCACUUUCUGUGAGCGCGUGUCUCUUCUACAGUUUGAAGAACAGAAGCUCACCACUUCCCAGAAGGCUCUGGCAGAUCUUUUGGACCAAAUUGUUGCUGAUCAGAAGAUGAGUUCAAAAGAAAGGAGCAAAAAACUAAAAAUGUUUAAGGAGUCGUAUCCACACAUUUACUCAAUGAGGUUCCCUGAGCCAGAGAUGGUCACAUUCAAGAGACGGAACAAGUCACUUCUACAACUUGCUCGUUUGCGCAGCUUGAGAGUCUGAGGCAUCAUUUGUAGAUGCAUCAUGUGAUUCAUGUGAUGGAGGUAUAUGAUCGGCUUUACUUAGGUCUAUUUCUAGUAUUAUUAGAAUUAAUUUGAAAGUAUUGUGGCACUCCAGAGAUGUUUGGUGCCUAUGAACUAUUAAUGUAGAAAAUAAUAUAUCUCUAUUGAAUGAAGCUGCUCAUAAUUUAGAGUAAGAUGUAUGUUAAUGAUCAAAUUAGAGAAUUGUUAAAAUAUGUCAAACUUCCGAAUUUCCAUCAUACCUAUUUGUAUGAGUGCAACUGAUUCUUGCACUUCAUGUCUGGGCCUGUUGAAGGAAAUGUUUUUCAAUUAGAAGAUAAGUGCCAUAUUGUUAUUUCACAUGGCUUGGAAUGUGAUUUGAUUCUUCGAUGUAAAUUUUUAUACAUCAUGUGGAUUUUAUGUUCUUGUUAAUUGUGCUCAAUUAUUCUUUUAUGAAAGAAGUAUAUGUGUUAAACAUGCAUUGCAGCAUUAUGUAAGUGUUCCUUUACAUGUGCCACGCAAGCAUUCUAUAUUUUUUUACUAUUUUUUUAUAAAGCGACAUGUGUCAAGAGAUUUAUUUUCCCCUCCAUGAAACUAACUUUGUUUUGUUUUAUCUCAAGGUGUAAGUUUCGAAUUUAAUAAAAAAUGAGCUAGUACUGUA